AUGAGCGAGGAGACGCUAAGGGUAAAAGCUACGGCCACCCGGGACCACGAUGGUAUUUACGGUUCUGCAUCGGCAUUACAAGCAGAUGACACGGGAAGGCGAUUGUUGCCAGACCGGCAGCUGGAUUUGGGUCAACCAGGAUGGUUGGGUUUGCGCCGUGAAUGGGUGAUCCUCUUUCAAGUUGUGGUUGUCCUCCUGCUGUUGGACUUCCUGGUGUUGCGCAAGGUGAAAUCCAGCGUUCGCAACCAUGUGGCUCUGACAGUUUUUUGGCUAAGCAUCGGCAUGCUCUAUAAUGUGCAUAUUUGGUACCUGUAUGGAGCAGAUCAAGCCAUUUACUGGUUCAGUGGCUUUUCACUGGAAUGGAUGCUCUCCAUGGACAACCUGGUUGUAUUCAGCCUGAUUAUGACCACUUAUCGGGUGCCCCCAUCCUUGACUCGGAAGGCCUUGUUUGUUGGGAUCGUGGGCUGUGUGCUCAUGAGGCUUGGUUUUUUCUUGAUUUUGGAAGACGUGUUAAAGCACGAGAAGAUCCUCCAAGUUGGCAUGGGAGUGGUGCUCAUGGCUAGCGGUGGCCAGGCCAUGUUUGAGGAGGACAGCGAAGGUGAGAUCGUGGACACGUAUGUGGUGCGAGCAACGAAGGCCUGUCUCGGAAACAGGUUGGAAGAGCGCUAUGACACCGAGGAGCACAGGCUUUUCGUGUACCGAGAUGGCAAAUACAAGGCCACCUUGUUGGUCUUUGUCAUCAUACUCUUGGAGAUCACUGACUUGAUGUUUGCCCUUGACAGCGUCAGUGCGAAAAUUGCUGCAGUGCCGAACCAAUUCAUUGCCUACAGCUCAACGGUUAUGGCCGUCUUCUCGCUUCGUGCUGCAUUCUUCAUCGUUCACGAUCUCGUCCAACAAAUCGAGGCGCUGAAGUAUGGUGUGGCAUUUAUUGUUGCGUACAUCGGCGUUCAGCUGAUCCUGUCCACUUUCCGGUACGUCCCGGAGUGGAGCCUGAUUGUGGACGGUCUCGUGCCGUCUAAGGUGGCCUAG
Symbiodinium natans is the source of this 1029-nucleotide messenger RNA. Lineage: Eukaryota; Dinophyceae; Suessiales; Symbiodiniaceae. The record is from the annotation of a GenBank genome assembly.